AUGAAGAGGUCGCCCGACGCAGAGCUCACCGACGUCCAGCGCUUCGAGGCCGCGCUCGCGCUCGUCAAGCCUCGCACGCUGGACCGACCGCGCCACAGCUUCUACCUCUCUGCGCCGGUCGAUCCGAUGCUGGUGCUUCCGGCCGACAGCGACGAGGUCGCAUGCAACGGUGGCAGCGAAGGCCACGCCUGCGCGACGCAGGUGCCAGGUGACCAUGUAUCCAUUGGCAACCGAGCCUGGAUCGACGCGCUCCAAGGCCACGUGCGCAAGACGAUCCAGACGAUGUUUGCCCCGUCCGGGUCGUUCUCGCUGCAACUCGCGUACUACGCAGCGAGCCUGUCUGGCCCGCAACAGCCGUGGGCGCCCACGAAUCGCCCGCCAGGAACGUUUGGCUUUCUCUGCGUCGAGUUGCCCGUCGUGCCGGCCAAGACACCUGCGCGCUGCUCUGUCUGGCUCUGCGGCGCGACAGCCGGUCUCUCGACGCGCCGGCCAUGGCUUGUCUACCACCUCGUGUUGGACGACGAGAACGGCGAUGAGAAUGCAGCUGCCGUCGCAGCGCUCCUCGCACUCGCUACUCGCCCAUCGCCGCAGGUCCACGUCCUGUGCAAGACGAUCACGACCCAGUCCGGCGGCCUCCAUCCGCACGACAAGGCGAUGCUUGCCGCGCUGCUGGCCACCCAGGCGUACGACGUACUCCUCGUUCGGCUGCAGUGGGCGAAAGAAGCGGACCUCCCGCGCGUCGCCGAGUGGACGCUCCCGGACGGCGCGACCCUGUGCGACGCGGUGACCCACCACCCUCGCUACUGCAAGAUCGAUGCCCGCCUGUUUGGAAACGGCGCCAAGCCCACGUACGGCUUUGUCUUUUGGCCCAAGUAUCAUCGCGCGCAGAUCGCACACCUCUCUGCGAUUGCACGCUCGCUUGCCGCCGCCUCCGACGAGACCAUUGACCUCUUUGGCCAGCCGUCGGUCGACGCACUUUUGAGGCCCGACGACAUUGUCGCCGUCUACGCGGCACUCGGUGACGCGCACCGUCUCGACUGGAUCGAGCGAUUCUUGACCCAGCUCUUCCAAGCCCCCAUCAACGGUGAUGCGGCCUUUCUUGAAGCCGUUGGCCAGCUCAUCUCGCGGGACAUUGCCGUUUUUGGCUGGUCGAACCUGGAGCCGAUCCUCUCUCAGCUUCUCCAGCGCUGGGUGCGCGCAAGCCGCUACGCACACAUUGCCAAUGGCUGCCGCCUCGUGGCCAGCAUCGCCGGCGUCACGACCCGCCCCAUCUGCGCCAAAGUCAAGGCGCCAGGUGUCUCGGAGUGGAUCGUCGAGGCUUACACGCUGUUGACGGAAGGCGCGGCCGCCAUCGGCGCCGAAGACAACUCGAUGCUCGUCUUCGACGCGAUCCCGCGUGACAUUUUGGAGAUGAGCUUUGCGCUGGACGCGUACUUGGCGCGGCUGCCCGUGACGCACCGGUGGUUUUAUGGCCACUUGCCCAACGACAUUGUCCUCUCGAUCGCAGCGAUGCGGGGACCGCCCACAACCUUUUGCCACGUGCUACAGCGCGCCGAGUACUCGAAAGUGCGGGCGCUGGCCCCGGCCGUGGCCAUGGCGUACCAACAAGGCCAUGACGCACUCGCCGCGCCGUGGGUCCCCGCCGUCUUGGAUGCUUACAACCGACACGACACGAGCCAUGACAUGUGUUGGCUGUCUGUGGACGUCCUCGCGGCGCUGCUGGUCGUCGGUGUCGUCGGCGACCGCUCGCUCGAGGUCGCCGGGCUCAUGGUUGGCCGCCUGCAUCUCCGCGUGGCGCCCGCGGUGCUCUUGGUCUUGCGGGACUGGCCAACGCUUGGCACACUCGAUUUCAUUGCGCAGUGCAGUCGCCUCUUGCUGGCUGUGGUCACGUCUGGUGUGGAUGUCGUGACUGAGAUGCCGACGACGAGCCACGACCCUGUGCACGACUACUAUGCCAAUGGGCCCGACGGCCAAAGCCUCGGCGGCGUCUCGGUCGGCGUUGGUCUGGCGCUUGAUGCGUUCGCGUACUUUGCAGCCUUUGACACCGCCAACUUGACUGCGUUUGUGACGGCGUGGGUCGCCGCUGUCGUCCCGCGCCACGUUCGCACAGUGUUGUUGAAGGUCACACUGCGCUUCAGCGACCGGUUUCCCGACCUCCACCGGGCUUUUGAGACGCUAACGACGGCGACGCUCGCAGCUCUGCCGUUGACGUCGGACGACGACCGUCGCCAGGUGCAAGCUCUCGUCGACGCGGCGCAAGAACGUCCUUUGAAGCGCCAAAGAGUUGCUUAG
Molecule: messenger RNA, 2292 nt
Organism: Saprolegnia parasitica CBS 223.65
Lineage: Eukaryota; Oomycota; Saprolegniomycetes; Saprolegniales; Saprolegniaceae
Exons: 2
Coding region: 1-2292 (763 amino acids)
Source: RefSeq, a predicted model, not a curated record